This is a messenger RNA of Moneuplotes crassus, 1314 nucleotides long. The record is from the annotation of a GenBank genome assembly. NCBI's taxonomy places the organism in Eukaryota, Ciliophora, Spirotrichea, Euplotida, Euplotidae.
GAAUGAUUGAUAGCAAACUAGUAACUUUCUUGGAGAACAGACUUUAUGAAGAGCAGUUAGAGCAUAAGCCAGGGGAAAAGUACAACAUUAAUUUGAAUGCUAAGAGAUCUUACAUGCCUAAAAUUGGAUCAAAAGUUUAUGCUAAUAGAUUUGCGAUUUCUAAGAUGAUGGCAAUGAAGAAAUAAGACUCCAAAUAUAUCUCAUGAUCAUGAUCUUGAUGAUACUUCCUUCUUGAAUGAGGAUACAUCUCCAUACUCUAUGAACAGGAGAAAUAAGAUGUUCAAUCGAAGAAUUAAUAACAAUUUUCUCCUUAAAAGAAAUAGCAAGAGAAGCCAAAUAAGAGGGAAUGAGAAGAUGAAUAAGACUGGAAUGGACUUUAUGCCAUAUACAAAUACUUCAAAUCCCCUUAGUACAACUUAUAACCAGGAUUCGAAUUUUAGAAAAUAUUUCUCAAAGCCCUCCUCCUCUGCUUCAAAGAGGUUCAGACCUGUAGGGCCUAAGAAGGUCAACAGGACCACUUUUGGCAAUAAAUUAGUUGCUAAUAGAAGCAAAAGAAUUAGACGAGCCUCUUUUCAAGAAAGAAUGACCGUUUACAAGAAAAACUCCAUGAAUUACGAUGAAAUCAAGAGGAUUCGGGAAGAGUUUAACUUAGAAAGACAUGAAGUCUACACUCUUAAUUCAGAGUUUGAUUCAAUGCUUUAUAUGCAAGAGAACAAAUCUUCGAUGGCAGAGAAUGAAGGACCUAGCUCGAAGCGUACUCCUAUUGAUUUCGGAUUAAUUCAAGAGCAGAAAGGGAUCACCUGACAGUUCUUCUUUGAUAAUGCAACAUUUAUUAAAGGGAUUCUACCUGAGAUCAAGAAGAGAAUUAUUACAGCACUAGGACUAGAUGCUGAUAGCCCUCAUACAACUUUAAACUGGGAACAUUAUGUGACUCUUUAUUGUAUGCUUGAGAAAUCUACUUAUAAAGACGACGGAGUUAAAUUUUGGUGAACCUUUUUCGACCCUCAUGGCUUCGGAUCUGUCGUGGAAAGUGAUUACAUGACACUCCUCGAGAAGAUGGUAAGAGGCAAGUCAUAUGACUAUUCCAACCAUUUCACUCAACUGUAUGCUGAGAAAAUUCAAAAUAUUUUCGAGAAAAACAGAUGUCUCGGUUACGAGAAUGAACUUGUGAUCUCAAGAUUAGAAAAAUGACUCAAAAAUGGGGUCAACCCCAGAACUGCCAAGAACAGAGAUCUACCAGUGAUCAAAGAGAUCUGGUUCUCUUCUGCUUUGGGGAACAGAGAGUUAAUUCUUGAUGAUUAGCUUUCAAUUUUA